This is a messenger RNA of Rodentolepis nana, 2337 nucleotides long. The record is from the annotation of a GenBank genome assembly. NCBI's taxonomy places the organism in Eukaryota, Metazoa, Platyhelminthes, Cestoda, Cyclophyllidea, Hymenolepididae.
AUGCACCACGUGGAGGCUCAGAGUGAUGAGCUCUGGCGUCUUCGUGAUCGAUUAGACGAAGAAGUAUCCACCCAAGCUCUCAUCGGCCUCCUGGAAUACAACGAUCAGGCAGUGCCUUCCGGUCGAUCAGAUUUACUCGACGCUGUAGCCGACGCAAUGAGCUUUGGUGCAUUGCCGGGUUGCCCCGACGAUGGCGCUCCCCUUAGACUUGCUGAUGGUGGUGGUGGCUACUGUUGUUCCCGUCUUAAUAACAACUGGGCUCCCUGCCUCUUCUCUGCACCUGAUUCUACCUCUAUCAAACGUCGCGUCUUCCGAGUGCCUAAGGAAUACCACGAUGUUCCUUUCCUAAAGUCGUACAAAUGCAAGCCUCGUGAACGUCUGUUUGCUGCAUCCACCGACACAGCUAUAGGUGUCUCAUCAAAGGGUAAAUUUGACGCAAAGAAACCUCUUGUUGGCCUUCACUUCCUUCUCGAUCAUGGCCCAUUCACAGAUAAUUUGAGUCAACGCGAUCUCGCUGCUAAGAUCCGGUCCCUCGGUGGAUCCAUCCUAACAAGUCCUGCCCGCGGAGGUGUAUUCAUAACUACAGGAGGCACCGAAGGCGUUGAAGGAAAGUUGGCAACAAAAGCCAGGUCCACUGGGAUGCGUCCAUUGAGUUGUGGCCGUCUUCUCAAUAAAAGUGCCAUCAAGAAGUUCACUUCUGGCGACGAUGUUCAGAAAUUCUUGAAUGAGGAUCCAUUGGCCAGCAUUUGGGAAUCAGCUGGUACCAAUAGUGUUAGUUAUUUUGAUCAUGCUACUGUUGAGCCUGGGUCAUCCACAUCCAUGGCAAAGCUUGAAGAAGGUAGAGUCCUUCAAAAGAUGCUUGUCAAGGGUGGAGCAGUUGUUGACCCUGAUUCCGGCCUCGACCACUGUGCUUCCGUCGCCACCGAUUCCAGUGGACGUUUACUCACUGCUGUUCUCGGUUUGGUUGACCUUGUUCGUGGCUCCAACUCUUACUAUAAGCUUCAAGUUCUGCGUUCUGAUGACGAGCCACGAAAGCACUGGGUAUUCCGAUCUUGGGGUCGUAUUGGUACAGAUAUUGGUGGCUCAAAGGUGGAGCGUUUUACCACACUUGAUGCUGCUUCACAGAAUUUCCAGGAACUGUUUUUGGAGAAGACUGGCAAUGCUUGGGGUACUCCAAAAGGAAAGUUCCUCAAAUUGCCUCGCAGAUUCUAUCCUCUAGAUAUGGAACAUUUUAAUCCUACAGAUGAAGAAACGGCCAAGGUAACUCAGAUCACCAAGGUCCCCUCCAAAUUGGAAACUCGGGUUCAAGCUCUUAUCAACUUUUUAUUUGAUGUCGCUUCUAUGACAAACGCUUUAAUGGAAUUCGAAAUUGAUUUGCGUAAAAUGCCGUUGGGAAAGAUUUCCCGCGUUCAAAUUCAAGAGGCCUAUAGUGUCCUCAGCGAUCUUUCAACCCUUCUGAGCUCGAAUAAAGCCCUCGAGGGACCGGCGAAGAGCAAAUUGAUUGGCGACACGACUCGCUUCUACACUCUCAUUCCUCAUGAUUUUGGAAUGAAAAUGCCGCCCUUGUUAGAUAACUUGGAAGUUAUCAAAGCCAAGUCAGGAAUGCUGGAAGAUCUGCUUAAGAUUGAGUUGGCGUACUCACUCAUGGAAACCGGUGAUUCUAAUGUCAAUCCUAUUGACGAGCACUACGAGAAACUCAAGAAUAGAAUCGAGCCAAUAGAACGUGAAUCAGAAGAGUUCAUUAGAAUUGCUGAAUAUCUUCGCGCUACCCAUGCACCUACUCACUCUACUUACACUCUGGAUAUUGUUGACAUCUUUUCACUCUCUCGAGAAGGAGAAGCUGACAAAUUCAAGGCUCUAGAGAAUCGUAUGAUGCUCUGGCAUGGUUCUCGUCGGACCAACUUUGCGGGGAUUCUGGCCCAAGGUCUUCGAAUCGCACCUCCAGAAGCCCCCAGUACAGGUUACAUGUUUGGCAAAGGUGUCUAUUUCUCAGAUAUGUCUAGUAAGUCCGCUAAUUACUGUUACACUUCUCCGACUUCUGCUCGUGGUUGUCUCCUGCUCUGUGAUGUUGCUCUUGGCAAAGUAGAAGAAUGCUUCUCUGCUAAGGACUCUAAAUUAGCUAAGAAGUUCAACAGUCGCAAAGGUGUUGGAGCAACUGCACCGAAUCCACAUACAUAUUACAAAGACCAUGAGACUGGUGUCGUUUAUCCAAUUGGUGAACCAGUGACUUCUGCUGAUGUUGAAAGCGAUCUGCUUUAUAACGAAUAUAUUGUCUAUGAUACGGCCCAGAUUCAACAACGCUAUCUCGUUUGGGUCGACUUCAAAUAUCAAUUCUAA